AUGUUUUCCUCUCUGUCCUCCAGCCUGGCAGGCAGUGGCCAUGGCUCCAAGCCAGACACAGCCAAGCGAUUCUGUGAUUCUGUGCUCAUCAUGCCAAGAAAAAUUCCCCCCGAGGCAGGGAAAGCCGUCAAGGGUGAAGUGUCCUAUGCUGUGGCCAUUCAGGAGAUACUCAUUCAUGAUGGGCAGGGGAAAGUCUUGUUCAAACAGCCUCACUUGCCAGAAGAUUGCUAUUACCAUGGCUAUGUGGAGAACAUCCCGGCCUCCUGAGUCACUCUGACUACCUGCUCUGGGCUCAGAGGCCUGCUGCACAUCGGAAACUCGAGCUACAGCAUCGAGCCCCUGGUAGAUUCCUCCAAGGGUGAGCAUCUUCUGUUGCAGAAGCAGGAGACAGAGCAUCCUGGAGUGGUGAUGAACAAAAUCCCCGACAAAAGUGGACAGUUGCCAAUUCCUGGUGUGGCAACAGGGGGUUUCCAGCCCCAGAAGCCUACGGCAUAUUUGGAGCUCCUUGUCGUGGUGGACAAGGCAGGUUUUGAUGCCUUUGGCGAAAAUAUAACUGAUGUGGUACUGGAAGUGGUUGAAAUAAUCCAUCUGGUGGACGGGCUGUUGAAUCCUCUCCAACUUUGUGUUUUCUUAAGCACACUAGAGAUUUGGGUGGAGAGGAACCCUAUCAGUGUUACCAAAACCAUCACUGCAGCCCUUGAGAAUUUUAACCAAUGGCUGGUGGAUGAAAGCAUCGCGUUUAACACGUACGACGUGGGGCAUCUAUUUACCUUGAGUGACUUUGAUUUCGGUGUGAGAGGAUUGCACGUCGGCAGCAGAUCCAGCUUUGCCAGCACGUGUGAUAAAAACCACGUCUCUUCUGUGGCAUCGUUUGCAAAAUGGCCUUACGUGGACACUGCUGUCCAUGCCGCUCGUGCGUUAGGGCACAUCCUUGGCAUGCAGCACGAUGAGGAACACUGUAAGUGUGGCAAUAACUCUAAAUGCAUCAUGAGCAAAUACAACCCGGUGAGCUAUCAUUUCAGCAACUGCAGCAAAAAGGAUUAUUCUGAAUUUCUAGAUUCGGGGCGAGGAUUUUGCCUUAAAAACACCCCAACGCUGCUAAUGAUGUCUGCAACGCAGCGCUGCAGGAAUGGCAUUGUGGAGGCUGGGGAGGAGUGCGACUGUGGCUUAGAAGAACGGUGUAAGUUGGACCUCUGUUGUGACAAUACUUGUCAUAAAAGGCCAGGAGCUGUUUGCACUUCUGGAGGCUGCUGUGAGAAUUGCAAACUCCUUCCCAAAGGAGAAGUGUGCAGGAAAAGCGCCGAUCUGUGUGACCUGCCCGAAUAUUGCAGCGGGACAUCUGAGGAUUGCCCAGCAGAUGUGGCCAAGCAAGAUGGGACCACAUGCGCUGAGGAUGGGUACUGUUAUUCGGGCAAAUGCCAGUCUCGCACCUUACAGUGCGUGAGGAUCUUUGGCAAGGAAGCAAAGCCUGCUCCGCUACCGUGUUUCCUGGAAAACAAGAAAGGGCAUCCCUUUGGCAAUUGCUGGGGAGAUGGGGCAGAUAGCGGCUUUCAGAAAUGUAAGCUAGAAAAUAUCCUGUGUGGGAGGGUGCAGUGCACAAACGUUAAACGUCUGCCUCAGCUGGAAGAUAACACAAGCAUCAUCCAAACCCUGGCGGACAAUACCUGGUGCUGGGGCACAGACUAUCACUUGGGCACUGACGUUCUGGACCCUGGAGUCAUUAUGGAUGGCACGCAGUGCGGUCAGAAGAAGAUCUGCAUUAAUCAGAUGUGUGUCCCCGAGAAAAAGUACCUGAGGUCCCACUGUUCUGCCAAGGGGACCUGCAGCGGAAGAGGCGUCUGCAACACCAGAGGAAACUGCCACUGCGACAGUGGCUGGGCACCUCCCUACUGCCAGGACAUGGGCUUUGGAGGAAGCAUUGACAGCAGCCCUCCGCCAGCCACUAAAAAGAAGCUUAUUAGCUUCAUCAUCAGGAAACGGGCUCCAGAAAAGGAUGAGAAGGAUCAGGAGGAGGAAGACGACUCAAAAACAGCUGAGAACCAAACCUCCCCUGUGUAG
Mesitornis unicolor (brown roatelo) is the source of this 2058-nucleotide messenger RNA. Its product is annotated as disintegrin and metalloproteinase domain-containing protein 9-like. Gene Ontology annotation, cellular component: external side of plasma membrane; sperm head plasma membrane; plasma membrane. Lineage: Eukaryota; Metazoa; Chordata; Aves; Mesitornithiformes; Mesitornithidae. The record is from RefSeq and is a predicted model, not a curated record. Gene Ontology annotation, biological process: proteolysis; male gonad development. Gene Ontology annotation, molecular function: metalloendopeptidase activity.